AUGGCACUGAGCGCGGCAGCCCAGUACGGUGCGCAGCACCUCACACGCGGCAUUGGGCGACUCUCGCAGCAUGUAUUCGUUGAAGGCCACGGCUCGUACCUCACAACCGAUACGGGCAAGCGCCUGCUUGACAUGACAUCCGGCAUUGGCGUUGUGAAUCUCGGCCAUUGCCACCCUGCGGUGACGCGGGCCGCGCAGGAGCAGUGUGGCAAGCUGACGCACGCGCAGCUGAACAUUGGCUUCAAUGGCCCACAGAUCGGGCUCCUUCGAGCGCUGCAGCCCAUCAUGCCGCACCCGUCGCUCGAUACGUUUUUCCUGUGGAACUCGGGCUCGGAGGCCGUCGAGGCGGCCGUCAAGGUCGCGCGUAUGGCCACGGGCCGCCCUCACAUUGUUGUGGCACAGGGAUCGUACCAUGGGCGCACGGCAGCGACAGCCGCGAUGACGCGCAGCAAGACGCUGUACGGCGAGGGCGUCGGGCCCCUCAUGCCCGGCGUAUUUUCCAUGGCGUUCCCGUACUACUCCCAAAUGUGUAUGCCGCACGGCACGCCGACGGAGACGCUGGUGGACGUCGCUCUACAGCGUGUGCGGCUGCUGCUCAAGCAGGAGACGGCACCCCGCGAUACCGCGGCUAUCCUGCUCGAGCCCGUGCUGGGCGAGGGCGGCUAUGUUCCGGCGCCGCCUGCGUACCUCGAGGGCCUGCGCCAGAUUUGCGACGAGCACGGCAUGCUGCUUAUCGUCGACGAGGUGCAGUCAGGCUUUGGCCGCACGGGCAAAAUGUUUGCCAUUGAGCACACAGGCGUCCGGCCCGACGUGAUGGUCUUUGCCAAGGGCAUCGCAAACGGCUACCCCCUGAGCGGUAUUGUCGGCUCGAAAGCGCUCAUGGACGUCAUGCCGCCGGGCAGCAUGGGCGGCACGUACGCGGGCAACGCCGUCUCUUGCGCGGCCGCGCAGGCUACGAUCCAGGCAUUCCGCGACGAGCACGUCCUUGACAACGUGGCGGCCCGCCACACGGAGCUUCUCGAAGGCCUCGAUGCACUGCGUGCGAUGCCCGUCGGCCAGCUGAUCGAGGAUGUGCGAGGCCACGGCUUGAUGAUCGGUGUGCAGUUCCGCGCGCCGCGCCCCAUCGCCGGCCCUCUCACGAAGGCGUGUCUAGAGCGUGACAUGCUGCUCCUCAGCACAAGCGCCUUCGAUGCCGUCCGCUGGAUCCCCCCGCUGACCGUUUCGCGCGAAGAGCUCGCGCAGGCGCUGCAGAUUUUCAAGGACGCGCUCGAGGCCGUCGCGCGCGCUGAGGGCUUCCUGUAG
Messenger RNA from Malassezia sympodialis ATCC 42132, 1302 nucleotides. RefSeq names its product aspartate aminotransferase family protein. The record is from RefSeq and is a predicted model, not a curated record. Gene Ontology annotation, molecular function: transaminase activity; pyridoxal phosphate binding; identical protein binding. Lineage: Eukaryota; Fungi; Basidiomycota; Malasseziomycetes; Malasseziales; Malasseziaceae.